Chiloscyllium plagiosum (whitespotted bambooshark) is the source of this 1699-nucleotide messenger RNA. RefSeq names its product repulsive guidance molecule A. Gene Ontology annotation, biological process: BMP signaling pathway. Lineage: Eukaryota; Metazoa; Chordata; Chondrichthyes; Orectolobiformes; Hemiscylliidae. Gene Ontology annotation, cellular component: plasma membrane. The record is from RefSeq and is a predicted model, not a curated record. Gene Ontology annotation, molecular function: coreceptor activity.
AGACCGCCUGUCUAUCAGGCUGGCCUCAGCAGGUUGGGUUGUCUUGGGCUGUUUGACUGAUAGGUUGGGGCUCGAAUGCUUUUGGAACUUUUCUUCUGCAGAACGAGCGUUGUUGUGUUUGCCGAGCAGUCGAUAAACCCAAGCUACGCUGGAUGGAUUGGUAUGGGGACAGGAAGCCGCUAUCCUUUGGCUAAAAGGCUGUGUUCGGUUGCUGUUACAAUGUUCGUUUUCUCCCUGUGUCUGAAUUCAGUGCAUUGCCAGCAGUGUAGGAUUCAGAGGUGUAACGCCGAUUUUGUAGCUGCUACUUCUCCGGGGAUUGGAUUACAAGAGGAAGGCGAGGGAGCUGGAAGCACUGCUGGAGGAAACAGCGGCGAUUUCUGUAUCGCUCUCCGAGCUUACUCCCAAUGUACCAGGAAGACGGCUAAGUACUGCCGGGGAGACCUGGUCUACCACUCGGCUGUGCUGGGCAUCAGCGACCUGAUGUUGCAGCACAACUGCUCCAAGACGGGACCCACGGCCCCGGUAAGGCCGGCGGCUACAGAGAGGAGCCGUGUCCCGGAACUCUGCCGCUACCGGAGCAAAGGCAGCGCGCUGAGGGGCGCCGGCCCGCAGCCCCUCUCCUUCGCUCACUGCGGCUUGUUCGGGGACCCCCACCUCAGAACGUUUCGGAACGAGUUUCAGACCUGCAAGGUAGAGGGAGCUUGGCCCCUGAUCGACAACGUCUACCUGUCUGUACAGGUCACCAAUGUACCGGUGGUAGAGGGCUCCAGCGCCACAGCCACUAGCAAGAUUACAAUCAUAUUCAAGAGCUUUCAGGGCUGCACAGAGCAGAAGGUUUAUCAAGCAACCACAGAUGACCUUCCGUCAGCGUUUGUGGAUGGUACGACAGGUGGUAGCGAGAAGGAAGGUGAGAACAGCCUGAGAAUACUUGAGAAGGUGGGCAGUGCCCAGGUGGAAAUCCAAGCCCACUAUAUUGGCACCACCAUCAUUGUGCGCCAGGUGGGUGACUACCUGACCUUUGCCAUCAGGGUCCCCGAAGAGACUUUGAACUACGCGGAUGAGAACGUGUGCCUGCAGCUCUGCCUGCAUGGCUGCCCCCGUAACGAGCUUAUCAAGGAGCACACGCUACCCAGGAGGCCGUCCGGUGCCAGGCUGCAGCGCCCCCGCCAGGCAUACACGGUGGAAAGCGCAACAGCCAAGUGCCGGGAGAUCCUCCAGGUGGAGGACGUGUACUUCCAGUCCUGUGUCUUCGACCUCCUGACGACAGGGGACCCGGCGUUCUCCAUGGCUGCCCAUGGGGCCUUGGAGGACCUGAAAGCACUGCACCUCAAUGUUCUCAAAUUGCACAGUUCACCCAGGACUGAGGAGGGUCGGAAUGGAGCUCCAUCCUGUCACCAGACAGCCCUCACUUACCUGGCAUGUCUUGUCUUAGCAAUAACCCUCAUGUAGUGAAUGUGUAUACCCACAGAAUGCAAAUUGUCUAUAUAAUAAUAUAUUGAAGUGUACAUAUGUGAAAAUGAUGUGUAAAGUGCCUGUACAUAUAGUUGUAUCGUAUGAAUUGUAUGUUGAGAACCUUUGUUAGUAACUAGAGUUUUUUUUUGCAUACUCGUGGUUUUAAGAAUGCUUUUUUUUUCCGGGAAUGAUAUCAGAUGGGCAUCUAAUCUUUGCCUAUUAAAAAUUAUUGUGCUAAAGUGCUUUA